Molecule: messenger RNA, 1790 nt
Organism: Topomyia yanbarensis
Lineage: Eukaryota; Metazoa; Arthropoda; Insecta; Diptera; Culicidae
Exons: 2
Coding region: 1-1293 (430 amino acids)
Source: RefSeq, a predicted model, not a curated record
AUGGUGAUCGAGGAGCUUAAAAAUUCAAUUCGCAACGACAUACUGGAGGAAUUAAAGGUAGAAAUUCGGACCAACUUCAAAACGUUGAUAGACGCUGUACCAAAAACGCCGAUUCCUGGACCGCGACAAUUUUCCUUUAAUUCUGCUAAAAGAAAGAGAGACAACGACGAUACAGGCUCCAAUCCUUCUAAGCUGCUACGUGGUACUGAUGCCGCCGGUUCAUUGACACCAUCCAUCGCUGUGAAUCGUGAAGAUAAAAAGUUUUGGUUGUACCUGUCAGGAAUUUCGCCCGAUGUCCCUGAUGAAAGCGUCACCAAGCUAGCUGCGGAUAAACUCGGAAAUUCGAACAUCACUGUCGUCAAGUUGGUCUCUCGUGGCAGAGAUCCUAGAACGCUGAAUUUUGUCUCCUACAAAGUUGGCAUGCCCACGGAUCUCAAAGAAAAGGCUAUGACGGCGUCUACAUGGUCAGUUGCCAUUGCUUAUCGUGAGUUUGAAGAGAAGUCGGAUUCCAGAAAGGUUUUUUGGAAACCGAACGCGCCCGACUCAGCAACAAUGACUGCUUCCACUGCUCUUCGCCCUCCUCCCAAACGAAGUUACCGCACAUUCCGAGCAGUUUCUUUCCGUUUACUACCAGAACGUGCGAGGAAUGAGAACGAAAACACAAGAAUUCCAUCUAGCGCUUCUAGUGACUACGACGUCAUUGUCCUUACGGAAACCUGGCUGCGCGAAGACAUAUUAAACGCUGAGCUCUCGUCAAACUACGUAAUAUAUCGCUGCGACCGCAACUCAACAACCAGUCAGCUGCCUCGAGGCGGUGGCGUCCUAAUAGCGGUAAAGAACAACCUCGUAGGCUCGCAGCUAAGCUUAUCUGGAAUUGAACGCCUGGAGCAAAUCGCCGUGCGUAUCGCCCUCCCGAAUCAAUCUGUAUAUAUUAGCUGUGUUUAUCUCAGGCCAAAUAGUGAUCCGGAUUUGUAUCACGCGCACGCUAAUGUGGUUGAAGAGUUCGUGUACUUGGGCUCACUGGUGACCGCCGACAAUGAUACCAGCAGAGAGAUUCGUAGACGCAUCGUGGCGGGAAAUCGUGCUUACUUUGGCCUCCGCAAGACACUUCGGUCGAACAGAGUUCGCCGUCGUACGAAGUUGACCAUCUACAAGACGCUGAUUAGACCGGUAGUUCUCUACGGGCACGAGACCUGGACCAUGCUCGUGGAGGACCAACGCGCACUUGGUGUCUUCGAACGGAAAGUGCUGCGUACCAUCUACGGUGGAGUGCAGAUGGAAGACGGCGAAUGAACCAUGAGUUGCAUCAGCUGCUGGGGGAGCCGCCCAUCUGUCAUACCGCGAAAAUCGGACGACUACGGUGGGCCGGGCACGUAGCCAGAAUGUCGGACAAUAGCCCGGUGAAAACGGUUCUCAAUUGCAAUCCGACCGGUACAAGAAGACGUGGCGCACGGCGAGCACGAUGGAUCGACCAGGUGGAAGACGAUUUGCGGACCCUUCGCAGACUGCGUUGCUGGCGACGCGCGGCCAUGGGCCGAGUGGAAUGGAGGAAUCUUUUGUAUACGGCACAGGCCACUUCGGCCUUAAUCUGUUAAUAAAUAAAUAAAAAAAGAGUAGCGUGGCGUUCCUGUUUCUUCGACGGAUAUGACCGACAGAGAGUCAGGCAGAAUGAUGGUCGGAAUUCCUUCUGGUUUCUUUGCAAGACUGAUGACAGCAGCUUCUACCAAGGAAACAAAUCAGCUUGUAGGGAGGCGGAAGGCUAGCCCAGCUGCUGUUUCGCAGACCUCCAC